Messenger RNA from Aspergillus piperis CBS 112811, 1335 nucleotides. RefSeq names its product aldo/keto reductase. The record is from RefSeq and is a predicted model, not a curated record. The coding region runs from base 181 to 1161 and encodes 326 amino acids. Gene Ontology annotation, cellular component: cytosol. NCBI's taxonomy places the organism in Eukaryota, Fungi, Ascomycota, Eurotiomycetes, Eurotiales, Aspergillaceae. The transcript is spliced from 8 exons. Gene Ontology annotation, molecular function: aldose reductase (NADPH) activity.
AUACGCGAUCUAUAUUCUUCCUUCUCGAAGAAUUGUAACCUCAAAAUAGAUGAUAGUUAUAUCAUUACUACCUCCGCAUAGUUGCUCAAACAUACACUUCCUACCGUUCGCACUCUCAUUUAUUGUGGCCUUAUACUCUUUCCAACAAGUCACGUACUAUAAAACAUCGGGUUUUUAAAAAUGGCAUUAGGUCGCACUUUUAAGCUCAACACGGGCUACGACAUGCCUGCCGUUGGCCUAGGAACGUGGCAAUCGAAAAAAGAUGAAGUCCGCGACGCCGUCAUCGCAGCCCUGGAAUGCGGCUACCGGCACAUCGACGCGGCAGCAGUGUACGGCAACGAACAGGAAGUGGGUGAUGGGAUCAGACAGUCUGGGGUUCCGCGGAAGGACAUUUUCCUUACCAGCAAGCUAUGGAACACCCACCACCACCCUGAGAACGUCGAAGAGGCUGUGGAUAAAUCGCUCGCUGAUUUGCAGACCGAUUAUCUUGAUCUGUAUCUUAUCCACUGGCCUGUCGCUUUCAGAUACUCAACAAACACUAUUCAGCCCGUUAAUGAACAAACGGGUCUGAUUGAUGUCGUGGAUGUUCCGAUCAAGGAUACAUGGGCUGCUAUGGAGAAGCUAGUCGAGAAGGGGAAAGUUCGCUCGAUCGGAGUGAGCAACUUUACUCGCGAGAAGAUUGAGGAGUUGUUGGAAACAUCGAAGAUAACCCCCGCAGUCAACCAGAUCGAGGCCCAUCCAUUCCUUCAACAGAAGGAUCUGCUGGAGUGGUCGACGCAGAAGGGCAUCGUGAUAGCAGGCUACUCACCGCUAGGCAACAACAUCUAUAACAUCCCCCGCGCCGUCGACGACCCUCUCGUCAUCGAAACAGCCAAGAAACUAAACAAAACCCCCGCACAAGUCCUAAUCAGCUGGGCCGUGCAGCGCGGAACAGUCGUGCUUCCCAAGUCCGUGACUCCAGAGAGAAUCGAGAGUAACUUCCAAGAUUUCAUCCUCCCCGACGACGCAUUCUCGACUAUCCAGUCACUGGAGCGACAUCAGAGAAUGAAUUUCCCGGCUAGAAUCGGAGUGGAUAUCUUCUCGGAGGUAGGUGAGGAGAGUGUGAGGAAGAGUGCGCUUGCUUGGGCGGAGGAGCAGAGGGUGUUGAAGGCGAAGGCUUAGUUCUAGAAAUCGGACAUCAGAGUUCAAUCCACGGUGAUUGGUCGUAUGUGUGGUUCUGCUGACUUGUUGCGGACGGAUGUACAUAACAAGGUAACUUGGAGAUACUUUGAUUAGAGAUAUGAUUACCUCUUUUCAACUUAAUAAGCAGUAGUGAGCCUAUCACCAAGGAUCAAA